CACCAUUUGUCGCAUUUCAACUUAUCAACUUAUCAACCGAUCAACUUUCCUCCUUGAUGUUCUUGUCCUCCAGCGACCACCGAAUCUUUCGAGAUACACACGAUUACGGCCGCUUCAAACAUUCCCGGAUACUGACGAACGAGCCUUAUUAAAAUACGGGAAAUGACGUCGGGAGAAUGGAGCGAUCCCGAAUACGACAUCCCUCUUCAAGAUAAACGACCGUUUGGAUCGGGACUGAAGCGUAAACGGGUAGUCUUUGUCCCUGCCUCUUCAGGCAAUCUUAAUACUACAGAAGAGACGAGUCCUGCGAAGCCUUCGCAGUCUAUAUCCGAUCUAUAUUUGAGUAUAGUAUUGCCCAAGGAGAAGGAGAAUGGUCAGACAACCCAGGCAGAAGGUUCAACCCCUCCUCAGAUAUGUGAAAUCUGUCAGCUACCACUAGAUGAAAGUCCCGAGUCUAGCGAAAUGGCCAAGGCGAACUCCAGACCCCAUGAAGCGUCGAUAGCUCAUCAAGUAUGCAUCGCGCAUUCGCACCCACCAUCGGCAUUAGAUCGCUCACGAAUGGGGUUAAACGUACUUCAAUCCCAGGGUUGGGAGCCAGACUCGCGAAAGGGGCUCGGUGCUGAAAACCAAGGCAUGCAAUAUCCUAUCAAAGUAAAGCCGAAGAAUGAUACUCUAGGAAUAGGCGUUGAAAUUCCUAAGAACCUACCAGUGAAGAAGAAGGAAAAGGUUCAGACCUAUGACGCUGGAAAGAUACGGAAAAUGGCCUUAGAAGACAAGAAGCGACAUGAAAGGUUACGGCGACAGUUUUACGGUAACCCAGACGUGGAGAAAUAUUUGGGCACUGGAUAGGACACGGAACAUACCUCCAAUUUGUGGCCUAAAUUUUUCUGCUUUGACACGAACAAUUUAUGAGGAAUGCUUUGGGAAGCGAUAGAUCACUAAGAUACCCCUUUUUUAUAUCGUCUGGUUUAAUGAAUUGCUUAUGAAAAUACAGUUUAUCUUACUGCAAUUUAGACGUAGUGAUCUAAUGUUAACUGUCAUGAUGAACUUUAUAAUGAAC
This is a messenger RNA of Hypoxylon trugodes, 1060 nucleotides long. RefSeq lists its product as uncharacterized. The coding region runs from base 163 to 849 and encodes 228 amino acids. Lineage: Eukaryota; Fungi; Ascomycota; Sordariomycetes; Xylariales; Hypoxylaceae. The transcript has a single exon. Gene Ontology annotation, molecular function: nucleic acid binding. The record is from RefSeq and is a predicted model, not a curated record.